Chondrus crispus (carragheen) is the source of this 1248-nucleotide messenger RNA. RefSeq names its product Peptide chain release factor RF2, Rhodoplastic. The transcript has 3 exons. Bases 1 to 1005 code for a protein of 334 amino acids. Gene Ontology annotation, molecular function: translation release factor activity, codon specific. Gene Ontology annotation, biological process: translational termination. NCBI's taxonomy places the organism in Eukaryota, Rhodophyta, Florideophyceae, Gigartinales, Gigartinaceae. Gene Ontology annotation, cellular component: cytoplasm. The record is from RefSeq and is a predicted model, not a curated record.
AUGUCCUCCAUGCCCACGUUUUGGGAUGACUCUACUCUCGCUCAAGCGUCUCUCCAAAAGCUCGCCGCGCACGAAUCAGUUCUCGCCAGAUUGGAAAGAUGGCAAAAUGGCCUCGACGAUGCCAUCGCGUCCGCCGAGGAAGCCGACAUGCUCUCUGAAGCGAAUACGAUUUUUGAAAACGUUAGCACGGAUGUGGCCAAGUAUGAGCUGGAAAAGCUACUCGACGGACCGCAUGAUAAGAGCGGCGCCGUGCUCAGCAUCACAGCAGGCGCGGGAGGGACCGAUGCCCAGGACUGGGCUGAAAUCCUUUGUCGUAUGUACACGCGCUGGGCGGAAAGUGAAGGUUUUGGUGUUAGAGUUGUUGAUCUCAGCGAGGGGGAGGAAGCUGGUUAUAAGUCGGUAUCGAUUGAGAUAGACGGGAAACAUGCGUUUGGAUUUAUGCGUGGGGAAAUUGGGACGCAUCGAUUGGUAAGGAUCAGUCCUUUUAAUGCGCAAAGCAAGCGGCAAACGAGCUUUGCGGGCGUGGAGGUGAUGCCUAUACUUGAGGAAGAGGAUCUCACGAACAUCGAGAUUCCAGAGUCGGACCUCAAAGUGACGACGAUGCGGGCGGGUGGGAAGGGGGGUCAGAAUGUCAACAAAGUUGAGUCUGCAGUUCGCAUGGUGCAUGAGCCCACGGGAAUUGCUGUGCGAUGCGCGCAAGAGAGGUCGCAGCUGAUGAACAAGUCAAGGGCUUUGAAUAUGCUCAAGGCGAAGCUCUUGCUCAUAAAAGAAGAGCUCAGAGUGAAGGAGUUGGCGGAUAUUCGGGGAGAGGCAAUCGAAGCGGCCUGGGGUUACCAGAUCCGCAACUAUGUGUUGCACCCUUACAAGAUGGUGAAGGAUGUGCGAACAGGUGUGGAAAAUGCUGAUGCUCAAGGCGUUCUUGACGGGCAACUAGAACAGUUCAUAUCAGCAAUGCUCCAGUUCAGAAACGAGGAGAGAGAAACUGUGGAAUUCGAACGUGCAUAAAUUCUUGUUAACAAAUGGAUCACGGCUUACGAAAUCGCUCAAGCAGUGUCUACGUGAAUGUUGCAGAACGUCAAAGAAGCGCUGAAAACGAAGGUUCAGAACACUGGAAAGCGUUUAUGUAGAUACGAGAGUUGAUUGCGAACAAGUUCUGAAGAGGGAAAACUAGCUAACAAGCAGAUGAAGACAGGCUAAGCACCGAAACGACUCUCCUGUUGCUACACUACAAAAGGACAUGCGAAAUUG